Molecule: messenger RNA, 3705 nt
Organism: Penicillium cataractarum
Lineage: Eukaryota; Fungi; Ascomycota; Eurotiomycetes; Eurotiales; Aspergillaceae
Exons: 1
Coding region: 1-3705 (1234 amino acids)
Biological process (GO): intracellular transport
Source: RefSeq, a predicted model, not a curated record
AUGUCUAAGCGAAAUCUGGAAACCAUGCUGACCCCCGCCCCUUCUGAUGUCUCUAGGAUCAAAGAAAUUCGCAGACGUCCUCGUGGAACAACCCCGACUGGUGGAGCCGGUGAACCAUCCGGCGCUUUCUCACAGCUCUCGUCUGCUCCAGCUCCCUCAUUUUCCGCACCCACAAAUCAGUCAACCGGCUUUAGCUUCGGUCAAAGCCAAAGCUUCCCUGGGGCUACCGCAACGCCAAGCCAACCCACACAAGGAGACUCUGCCCCGUUCUCUUUUGGCGGGAAUAGCUCAACGUCAUUCAACUUUGGCGGUGGAUUUGGAGCUCCUGCAAGCAACCCAUUUGCGAACAACCCUUUCACUGCCGGAAAUUCUGCCCCUGCUCAACCAAGCUCCACUACGGGCUCUGUAAGCUUUGGCGGACUUGGAAGUCAACCCGCUGCUCAACCUACCUCUCAACCCACCUCUCAGCCAGCCUUUUCGUUUGGCGCACCCCAAAAUGCGAGCAGUUCAGCAACCACCGGCCUGUUUGGACAACCAGCGGCCCCCAAAGCCACCGGAAAUGCUGUUGCGGAUUCCAUGCAGAUGUCUCCUGACGCUAAACCUAAGAACGUCUUCGCUGCGUCUUCCUCCCUCCCGAGUAAGAAUAUCUUCGGCGAAUCGGGUGCCUCGAAUAUUUUUUCUUCGAAGCCUGCUGCACCAGCCGGCAAUCCAUUUGGUGGUCUGAGCUUGCCUGCUGCUGCUGAGAAGCCCCCAAGUGACAAGCCAGAAGCCUUCGCGGCCAAGCCUGCCUUUGCUAGUCAGGCACCCACUGCAACCUCUCAGGCACAGCCCUUUGGGUCCCUAUUUGGAGCCACGCCUGCCACUUCCAACCCAUCGGAGCCUGCGAAGCCUGCUACAAACAAUCUUUUUGCUUCCAAAGCAGCCGCCCCAGCUGCUGCCCCCAGCAACCCGUUCAUGUUCUCCAAGCCCGCAGCGUCAGAACCUGAAAAAGCGACUACGCCCCAAGUUGCGUCCAAUAACAUCUUUUCGCCGAAACCUAGUGCUGAGCCAUCUACCUCAGGCAACAUUUUCGCUCCCAAGCCUGCAGAGCAGAGUUCAACACCCAACCUCUUUGCUCCCAAAGCUCCUACCAACGAUGCACCUUCUACCACUGCAGCUUCGCAGCCAUUCAAGAACCUCUUCGGAUCGACGACUACGUCGCAGCCCGCCACACUGAAGCCUGCCACCGCCCCUGCUUCAAUAGGCAAUAUUUUCGCGCAGCAAAGUUCCGAAGAGCCUGCAGUGCCUGGACCCUUUGAUAAUGUGUUUAAAGGAAUCUCCAAAGAUACUAUUGUUAAGCCUUACGGGGCCGGUUUCGGCGGUUUGUCUACCAUCUCCAACUCAGCUCAACCGGCGACAGCGACGCCGAGUCUGUUUGCACCCAAACCUGUGACACAGCAGGCCGCAGACAAGCCCGCCGAAACUCCUCAGCCAUUCAAGAAUCUUUUCGGUGCCUCCUCGACAACUUCUAAGCCAGCUGAGCCGGCAGCAGCAUCAAGCCCGUUCGCGCCAAAGCCUGCGACAGAGCAACCUGCCCCGAGCCCCGUUAAACCAUUUGGCAACCUACUCGGUGGUAAAACUGCGGCUCCCCAACCUACCCCAGUGAAGGCACCCACAGCGACAUCUUCUGGAAUUGCUAGCGUGCAGAAACCUGAAGCAGCAAUUCCUAAGCCAAGUAUCCCCCGUACCACGAGCAAAGAUAUCACAGAGAAUGCCGAGCUACUAUGGAAGAUCCGAGGAUUGGAUACACGCUUCAAGCAAGAAGUCAUGAAGUACCAACCUGGAACGGACACUUUCGAUAAUCUGAUCCUCUAUUACAUCAAGAUUCGGAAGGGCAUGGGUGCGCCGAUCAAGGGUGCUCCCGAGCUACAGGUGAAGAAGACAGUUGAGAAGUCUGUCCAUGUCGACGGCCCCAACGGCUCCGCUACAUCCAGCGUGUUUGCCAAGUCCUUCUCCUCGCCGAGCCCCAGCCCAGCUCAGCCGGUAGCUGCGUCAAACCCGGCACAGAGCGCUACCGGUAAUUUGUUUGCUAAGUCCAUGUCAAAUGGCAGUGCUGCUUCUCCCGCACCCGUUGCUUCCCCUGCCCCCAAGUUGGGAGGCAAUAUGUUCGCGCAGCCAGCUUCACCAGCGCCCGCUGCUUCUCCCGCACCCAAGGUGCCUGGUAACAUGUUUGGGCAGCCAGCCUCUCCUGCACCAGCCACUUCCCCUGCUCCCAAAUUGGCAGGUAACAUGUUCGCGCAGUCAGCUUCGGCAGUGCCCACCGCUUCUACUGCCCCGAAAUUGGCCGGCAAUAUGUUCGCGCAAUCAACUUCUGCAACAGCCCCGAACGGUUCUGCAGCUCCUGCUCCCCCCAAAUUUGGGAAUGGCGUCGGCGCCGUGGAUUUUAUGGCACAGUUCAAGAAGCAGGCAGAGAAGACCAUGGCUGAGGAGAAGGCCAAGCGCAAGGCGGAAGACUUUGAUUCAGACGACGACGACGAAGAAGAGUGGGAGCGUCGUGAUGCUGAGCAACAGCGUGAAAAGCGCGCGAAGCUCGAAGCUAGCAGUCAGAAGAAGUCUGUUUUCAGGAACGGAAAGUUUGAGUGGGUUGACGUCGAUGGGCCAGCCUCGGCGGAGACUAGCAGCAAUGCUGUUAAGCCUGCCGAGAAACCGGCUGCCAGCUCUCUAUUUGUACCCGCCGAUAAUGCCGUUUUCAGUGCUGCGUCUCCUGCAUCCUCCACUGGAUCCAUCUUUGAAUCCUCUAGCCGGCCUUUGCCCGCAUCCGAGAACAUCUUCGGUCGUCUUACCCCGAAGCCGACUGAAGCUGACAAGGACAGCGAUGAGUCUGGUGACGAGGGCAAGGCUUCUUCUUCCAAGCGUCCUGCGGAAGAGGAUGCCAGUACGGAUGACGAUUUUGCAUCUGCCCUGCGCAACUCCAAGCGGACCAAGCCUUCAGAACAGACUGAUGCCGCCAAGUCUAGUCUGGACACACCUGUUCCAGCGCCAACUCCCACUGCCGGUCGCAGUUUGUUUGAUCGGAUCCAGUCUCCUGCUCCUACCCCUACUCCCCAAAAGGAGACUUCUACAUCUACAUCGAGCCUCUUCUCGGCUAGCUUCGGUCAGUCAACCUCCUUUGGCAAGUCCAUCUCCUUUGGUCAAAACAACGCCGCACCAGCUACGGAUAAGACCUGGAAGCCUACCUCGCCGAUCAAGUUUUCCACUGAUUCCGCCCUGUCCGUCACUUCGGCUCCCGCGUCGACUCUGGCUUCUACUCAGCCCUCCAGCGGGGUUAACUCUGGAGAUGCUACCCCUGACGAGGAGACUGCCCCCGGCGAAGUCUUCGACAUGUCCCAGGCCAAUGCGGGCGAGGAAGAGGAAACCUUGGUUUUUGAAUGCCGUGCCCGUGCGUUCAAGCUGACCACCGGCUGGACCUCCCAGGGUACAGGCGUUGCCCGUCUGCUCAAGCACCCCGAGACCGGGCGUGCCCGUAUCGUGCUCCGUGCCGAUCCCGGUGGCAACAUCAUCCUGAACACGUUGCUUAAGAAGGAGUUUGACUAUUCUCGUCAGAGCAAUAGCGUUCAAUUCAUGGUGCCGCAGGCCGACAGCGAGAAGCCCGAGCAGUGGGCCAUUCGUGUCAAGGCGGAGUCCAUUGAAGAGCUCUACAGCAAGAUCCAAGAGAUCAAGAACUAA